AUGUCGAAAGCAGAAGCGGGGCGAAGAGCGGGUGAUGUCUGCGCAUGUGAACCGCAGAAGGUGCUGCUCAUCUACACACACAACCAUGGAAGGAGGACUGGCGGACCGCAUAAGUUUGCUUUCUCUCUCGAACUCACUCGGACGUACUGUUCAUUGCUUUUGGGGUUGAUGUCUGGUAGCCGUAGGAGGCCGCCAUUGCCGGCAGGAGAAGAAAACGGCGGCGGCCGAAGGCAAGAGCAGAUAGUUGGUGGAGAGUCUAGCAGGCGUCGGGCCGGGGAACCUUCGUCAUCGAGGCCGCGAUCUGCCGAUUUGAUCUGGCCUGAGCACUUCGUAGAGGCGGUCGCCGGCCGCAUAGCAGAGGACGCUGCUCUGGUGGGCAGAAGGCUGGACGCCGCCCCGGCGGUCGUUACAUUCUUCCAGAGCAGAGUACUAAAAAACUUCGAUGCGCUGCAGGUUUGCUCGGCUUGGCGAGCGAUCUCGUUCUCGGAAGUCCUAUGGCAGGAUCUCACACGCCGCGUGUGGUCCCCGCGCCACCGCCGCCGCCUCCCUUCCUGGCGGGAAGAGUUUAUCUCACUCCACCGAACCGCUGCCAACUUCCGCGCCGGCCGCUGCCUGCACAACCACAUUCAUCCACCCAUCUCUCCCGCCCUCUUCUGUCGCCGUCUCGCUUUCUCCGACCGCUACCUUGCCACCGGCUUCAGCGACGGUUCAGUUCGCCUUUACAAUCUCCCAGUCGCCGCUCUUCUCGCAGUGUACGACCUCCACCUCCACCGCGACCGUUUGGGCCACUUCUCCACAUCCAUCUCCGGCAUUAUUCUCCUACGCAAUCAGCUCGUGUUCGCUUCCCAGGACGGAGACAUUGGCGUUGCGGCCAUCGCAGAUGACAACAACUUCGUUAACGCCGUUGCUCGUCGUGCUCGUGCCGGCAACCCCGUAGAGAACGGAACCCUCGUGGAUUUCGUCGGGGACGGGAGAUGGUGGGUGGGGCUUUUUGCUGGGGCGCCGGGGUGGUCGUGGCGGGUGUGGGACGGGGAGACAGAGCAGCAGGUAUAUGCGGGCGGAUCGCUCACGGACAGGGACUCUGUCGCUGGCUGGCAUAUGCUGGCGGACAUCAGCGGGCCGUCGGUGGCGCGCGUUGGCGUGGCGGAGUCGGGCGUGGUGAUUGGAUGUACCAGCUCUCGGGUGCAAACCGUGAGCGUGGAAGGAGAAGUGGAAGUGAUAGCGGAGAUGGAGCUGAGGCGGGCGGCGGCGGCGGAUGCGUUGGGGGCGAGUGAUGGGAGGGUGGUGGUGGUGGACGGAGGUUUCAGAGGGUGGAGUUAG
Molecule: messenger RNA, 1320 nt
Organism: Dendrobium catenatum
Lineage: Eukaryota; Viridiplantae; Streptophyta; Magnoliopsida; Asparagales; Orchidaceae
Product: transcriptional regulator STERILE APETALA
Exons: 3
Coding region: 1-1320 (439 amino acids)
Cellular component (GO): preribosome, large subunit precursor
Molecular function (GO): protein binding
Source: RefSeq, a predicted model, not a curated record